Eruca vesicaria subsp. sativa (arugula) is the source of this 1605-nucleotide messenger RNA. The record is from the annotation of a GenBank genome assembly. Lineage: Eukaryota; Viridiplantae; Streptophyta; Magnoliopsida; Brassicales; Brassicaceae.
AUGACGACGGUGAAGCUGAGAGAAACAAUAGAUCUCACGGACAAUGAACGAAAAAUCUUCGACCUUCUUUUAGGUUUUCUCCAUGAAUCUAACCUCAAAACGCAGCUCCGCGUCGCAGGUGGUUGGGUGCGCGACAAGCUUCUGGGGAAAGAUUCUGAUGAUAUUGACAUAGCCAUCGAUGACAUGACAGGAAGUGAAUUUCUUGAAACGUUUCAGGAUUAUUUUUCUAAUAAAGUGGGAGAAGUUGUGAACAUCCAUAUCAUUAAAAGUAACCCUAAGAAAUUCAAACAUUUGGAGACCGGGAAGAUGCGUCUCUUUAACCAGUGGAUAGAUUUUGUACAGUUGAGAAAAGAAGAAGCUGAUGAGAACAGUCGUUAUCCUAAAUCAGCUUUUGGAACUCCAGAAGAGGACGCUUAUAGAAGAGACUUAACUAUAAAUAGAAAACUAGUAGAGUUUAUAAGGGAUGAUGAUGAUGAUGCAAUGACAGGCAUUGAUGACCUCAAGUCUGGAAGAAUUAUCACUCCAUUACCUGCAAAAACUACUUUUCUGGAGGAUCCCUUGCGAGUUCUUCGUGCGAUUCGCUUUGGUGCAAAGUUUUGUUUUACUCUAGAUGAAGAGCUGAAAGAAGCUGCUUCAAGUGAGGAAGUUAGAGUAGCUCUUGAAAGAAAAAUAUGCAGAGAGCGUAUAGGAAACGAAAUUGAUAUGAUGAUAACUGGGACUGGACCUGUAUCAGCAGUUACUUAUCUGUCUGAUUUCAAACUGUUUGGGGUUGUCUUUGCUAUUCCCUCUUCAUCUGAGCCCUCACCGGGAACUAACUGUGGCAGUCUCUGCCGAGACUACAUGGAAGCUAUGUGGAACUUAAUUCAGACACAUGGGCUCGUUAACUUCAGUAGUGAACAAAGAAGGCUUGCUCUUUACGCAGCUCUGUUCCUGCCGUUUAGGAGAAUGGUCUACAAGGAAAACAAAGAAAAAUUGGUUUCUGUUGUCAACUACAUCUUGAAGAACUCUAUGAAGCGGAAGUUUAAGGACGCUGAAACAGUUAUCAGUAUACACCGUGCAGCGGAGAGAUUCAAGUCGUUGAUUCUUCCUCUUCAGUUGAAGAAUCCAGUACAUCUGGAUAAACUUGAUUGGGGUAGUGAGAUUCUUGAGCUCUGUGAAUCCAUCUCCUUAAAUGAUCCAAAGGUCCUCGCAACAUCUAAAAUAAGAGUACUCACAGGGUUUCUUCUUAGAGAUAUAAAAGAUUUCUGGCGUGUUGCCUUGUUAGUAUCAUUACUGCUGUAUAAGGAUGAUGAUGGCAUGAAUCUUGAUCUUGACAAGAAAAUAGAAAUUUAUCUAACAAUUCAGGACAACAUCCGUGAACUGAGUCUUGAUAACGUUUGGGAUAUAAAGCCUCUGAUGGAUGGAGAAGAGAUCAUUAAAGAAGUUCAAAAGGAAGGACUGGUUACCGCAAAACAAGACAGAGGACCCAUUAUACGUGAAUGGCAAAAGAAAAUGCUUACAUGGAAGCUAACUUAUACCAAAGGUUCCAAAGAGGAAUGGAUGAGUUGGAUGAGACAAAAACUAACAAGGACUUGCGUGACUUUGGAACAUGGGGAGAGUUUGUGA